Molecule: messenger RNA, 2617 nt
Organism: Bursaphelenchus xylophilus (pine wood nematode)
Lineage: Eukaryota; Metazoa; Nematoda; Chromadorea; Rhabditida; Aphelenchoididae
Source: the annotation of a GenBank genome assembly
AUGAUUGUUUUGUUUUUGGCUGCGUUGGUUUCUCUGGCUUCGGCUGGGAUCAAGGAAGAUCAUGAAGUCAAGGAUCUGCCCGGACUGAAUGGAACGCUGAGUUUCAAGCAGUACGCUGGAUAUUUCAGCAUUUCCCCAACAAGAAAAUUGGCUUAUUGGUAGGGGAUUAUAAGAAGAUGAAGAAGUUUAUUUAGGCUUCUGGAGUCACAAGGGAAUCCAAAUAAGGACCCGUUAAUGUUAUGGUAGGUUCUGCUUGUAACACCACUCCAUGAUUUCCCAAUGUUUGUCUUUAUUUUGGCGUCACUAUUGACUACAGUGAAGGACCCGAUCCAGUGGCAAAAAACGUACGAUUCUGCAUCCGGGAAGCAUCAAAAAUGUGGCAAAAUGCUUCCCUCUCCAAAUGAAAAAAAACUUUGUUUUGAAGACGCGCCCUUUUUCCAUACAGAAAGAUUGGACGCGUUUUUGAAAUCAAAGUUUUUUCACCUGGAAAAGGAAGCAUUUUGCCAUAUUUUUGAUACUUCCCGGAUGCAAAAUGGUACCUUUUUUUCCACUGGAUCUGGUCCCUCACUGUAUGUAAUUUCAGGCUGGAUGGAGGGCCGGGCUGCUCGUCACUGUCUGGAAUUCUCCUGGAAAACGGGCCUUUCCGAAUUUCAACUGCCGGUAAACCCGACGGCGUUUUGUACGAGAACCCCCAUGCCUACAAUAAAGUAGGCAAAACUCUUGUUUCUCAUCGCUUUUCAGUUCGCCAACGUCCUGUAUUUGGAAGCCCCAGCCGGUGUUGGUUUCUCAAGACUCGACGAUGACAAGUUCAGCUUUACCGACAACGAGACAGCCACCGAUAACCUGAAGUUUUUGCAAGAGUUUUUAAAGGCAUAUUCGGAAUACGAGAACCGAGAUUUCUUCAUUUCCGGGAUCAGCUAUGCCGGAUGCUAUGUUCCACAUCUUGCUGACACUAUUAUCAACCACAAAGAUGAGAUAAAAUUGAAUUUGAAGGUAAUAGAGGUCUUACAAAGCACCGCUAAUUUCAGGGAAUUGCAAUGGGGAACGCAAUUACGGAUCAGAAGUGGCUCAAUCAACUGAGCAUUCCAAAUACCGCGUUCUAUGGAAUAUUACGACUGAACAAGCUGAACGAAUGGACAAACGAGUAUUGCCCCACGGGAUUCGAAAAUUUCUGCGGAAAAGAAGUUGCGCAAAGUCCUACGGCGAACGUGCCCAUAAACCGUUACGACUUUGCCGAUCAAUGUGGUCCGGACUGCGAAGAGCCGUUUAUGCAAGCUUUCCUGAACAACCACAAAGUGAAGGAUGCUCUUCAUUUUGAGCACAAACAUUGGACACAUUGCAAUGAGAGGUAAUUAUUUUUUCCUUGGCUUACAGGGGAAGUACCCCAAGUGCGACGCUCAAUUUUCUUUAAAUUUUGCACACAUCUCUGGAACGGACCAAAUAUCAAUUCCUGAAAGUUUUAGCUCGCGCUUUGCAGGCGCCGCCGAGAUAUUGAACGAUUUUUGUCGCCGAGAGAACACACUAAGCGUGGAGAGCGGCGAAAGAGAAAAAAAGUUUUUGGCCGUAACUUCGCUAGUUUCGCUCGAAAAAAUUAAUUUUUUGGUGGAAACAUUACCCUUUACGGUAGAAAUUGGUGUGAAAACUUUCGUGCCGAAGUUCGGCAAAAAUUGUCUAAUUUCGCCAACUUUCGAUCUAAAAAUUUCGGUUGUUUCUGCAAAGUGCGAGCUGCACUUUGCAAUGAUCUUUGCCGCCGAGAGAGUAAACUAAACGUGGAAAGCGGUCAGAGAGAAAAACACUUUUUGGCCAUAACUUCGCUAGUUUCGAGCGGAAAAAAAUUGAUUUUUUGUGGAAACAUUGUUCUCUGUGGUAGAAAUAAAGUAAGCAUGAAACUUUUCGUGCCAAAAUUCGACAAAAAGUCCUAAAUUUUCGUCGACUUUCAAUCUAAAAAUCUCGAUUGUUUCUGCAAAGCGCGAGCUCGGAUUUUCGCAUAUAUUUUAGCAAAAUUAUUCUAAAUUUGUGCCAAGUUUCAUCAAAAUCUGAGCGUCGCACUUGGGGUACUUCCCCUGUUAGAUACAUGGAUGACUUUGUACUUUUGCUCAGGGUUUCUCAACAAACUUAUCCGUUGCGUGAAGACUAGGGAGAAUAGCCGGUUAGACUUUCUUAAAAAGGGUUAACUUGCAUUAAUGUUUUGUAAUUAAAUAACUAAAUAUUAUAUUUUUUUUUAAUUUUCCUAAUUUCCUAGUCUGAUGAACACCUUUUUUCAAAAUCUUUGCGAUGAUGCAGAAGCGCUUGUGCGAGAUCUUUUGGCCCACAAGAUAAGAGUCCUUUACUACUUCGGAACUACAGGUAAGCCACUCACUGUUACAAUAAGCUCUUUGUAGACAACAGAGUCCCCUUUAUCAGUGGUGAUUUCUUUGCUCGAAAAAUUGGAGGAAAUGGGGAACUAACUCAUUGGUUUGUGAACGGAGUUUACUCUGGGACAAAGACUCACUAUCCAAACAACAUCACGUUCACAACGGUUCUGGGGGCCGGCCAUCCAUCGGCGAAACACAAACCUCAGCAAGUCGCCAACGUCAUUCAGAAGUUCAUUAGCGGUGACGAUAAUUGGGAUGCCUAA